UCUGUCCCUUUAUUGUUCUUUCAAUUCUAGAGAAAGAAAGAGAGAGAAAGUAAGGGGAUAUGUCUGCUGGCAGAAGAAACUGAUAGAAAACUUUCAAGCCCACUUUCUUCACCAUCACUCCAACUAGCCCUCUCCACAUUUCAGUCCCCUAACUCAAAGUCUUACAAUUUUCCCAAGCUCUCUAUCUACUUCUCUUCCAUCUCAAUUUCCCCUUUUUUGAUAAAUAUUUAUUAUAAUUGUCUUUCUCUGUCGGUUCCAUGAGAUCAGAAGCAAAUUCAUUAGACCUCAAUAAUCUACCUGAAGAUUAUACCAGAGACGGCUUACAGGUCUCCGGCGACAGCUCUUCAUCUGCUGGCGGAUACAGGAAAAAGAAAAGCGGCGCUGAUGAGGAAAAAGAUGAAGCUGGGAAAGUCUAUGAGUGCAGAUUUUGUUCCCUCAAGUUCUGCAAAUCUCAAGCCCUUGGGGGACACAUGAAUCGCCACCGCCAAGAGAGGGAGACAGAAACACUGAACAAGGCUCGACAGCUUGUUUUCAGCAACGAUGUACCUCCGCCCCACUUAGGUUACGUCUCGAGUGGAGGGCAGCCAAUUCAGCAAGGAGGGUAUCAUCAAGGAAGCAGUAGCAUGGACGAUGGUUUCAGAUCCAUGUAUCCACCUUCUAGAAUGUUCCCCACUUCUCCUGCGCCGUACGGGUUCCCUUCUCCUCCGCAGCUGAUCCCGGUGCCUCCGCCGCCUCACAACGACUACUACGUGGGCCACGUCCUCCCCAACCCGUGCUACGGCGGCCCCCCGACCAACGGGAGCUACUACACCUGCGUCGGCGCCCCCGUUACCCCUCGGGGCCAGCUCGAUGGCGGAGGCAACAAUCAGGAUCACGAGGGGCUCAAUUGGGGCCGGAAGUAGAUGAAGGAUCCAUUCUCGGUUUGUUUUGGCUUUCUCUCUCUCUGUGUGUGUUGUUGUUCUGCAAGAGAAAGAGAGAGAGGAAGAGUUCUGGAUUUUGGAUAACACCCUUUUUUCAGCUCUCAUCAAUAGUUUAAUGGACUGAAUGAGAGUUUGUGUGUGUGUUUGGUGCGUGUUUUUUUAUGUUUUUUUUUGCAUUGCAAUUAAUUUGUUUGGUGCAGAAGAAUGUUGUUAUUUGGUGGGGAUAGGUAUGUAGUAGUUGAAGGUGGACAAGAACUUAGGAAGAAACCAUUUUCCAACAACUCAAACAGUUUUGUCCAUGGAAUAAUAUGAUUUUGAAUGUUAUUUACACAUGAAAUAAAUAUGUUAUUUUGAUU
Messenger RNA from Salvia hispanica, 1276 nucleotides. Its product is annotated as zinc finger protein JAGGED-like. NCBI's taxonomy places the organism in Eukaryota, Viridiplantae, Streptophyta, Magnoliopsida, Lamiales, Lamiaceae. Gene Ontology annotation, molecular function: DNA-binding transcription factor activity. The record is from RefSeq and is a predicted model, not a curated record.